AUUACCUUUUCUGAGUGUCCACACUGUCUUAUUUUGAAAAAUGACAGUCAGCAAAUCAGCUCAAUCAGUUCUUACCUUUUUAGAACAGAGUACUCCGAGUCCGGAAAAGUGCAAAUAUUAUUACAAUAAUGUCGUUAUAAGGAGAGGCUGCUGAACUAUUCAGUUAAAAACAAAGUUGCCUUUGUGUUAAAAGCUGUUGAACUUGAUGUUGAACCGUUUUUGUUUUUGUUUGUGAAUGAUUAAUCUGGAUCAAGAUGACCUUCUGGGCGCACGCCUAACCUUUCUUGACCUCCAGGAUUCUCAGGGUCAGAGGAAUGUUUUCUGAUGAGAGUCCCGCCUGGUUCUGGUGCAGCUCGGCUCACAUCACAGAGCUUGGCUGGACUUGUCUUCCAGAUGGGGAAGCCAGCAAAGUGACAUUCCUGUCCUCAUUAUGUUUGACUCAGCUGAGUUCAGAUUGCUCUGGCAGUGCUGCCCUGCAGGUUUGUUACCCGUUUCCAGCAGGUGUUGACCUAGAGGUUUUUUUUUCCUGCUUAGCUGGUGUCUGUGUCACAAUGGGAAGGGACGGUAAUUAACACGAUUAAACAAUUACAAUAAAACAGGUUCAUGUUUUGCCAGCAGGCUUUUAAUUUUUAGAAAACAAGAGUAAAUGCAGGGGGAGGGACAUUCCACUUUUUAGUACAACAUUCAAUUUCUUUAUAAUUAGAUCUUAAAAGCAAGCACUUUAAUUCUUUUUGUUGUUCGAUCUAGUUUAUUUCAUGUCAGUAGAGCUUGUACUGAAUUCCUCCACCUUUCAGAGCCAGUCGUCCCUGUCUGUCUUCAUCAUGAAUGUUGUUCCAAACAUACUUCCAAAAAAAUGUCCCUACAGCCUCUGACAAAGAACUCAAAUGUCUCAGCAGCUCGAUUAGAUAUUCAUAUAUAGAAAUCUGGAGAUCAAACCAGCAACCUCCUGACUGAGGAAAGGUUUUCUGCAUACGUUGGACAUUUAUGAGAUCUUCACUACUGUGCAACAUGUGUUCUGUUGUCAGUUGCAUAAAUCCAAUGACCUGAUGUGUCAAUAGAUGCGUCAUUUCAGUGUUUUCUGCCCAAAUAUCGUUUUAUUUUAUACACAAACACUUUUGUUUCCACAGGAGUUAUGACCUCUCCAUCCCCACUGUCACAGACGGACACUUAGUCCAGAUAGAAUUUCUGAAUAUUAUUGCUUUAAUUCUUAUUAUAGAGUGAGUUUUUCUUUUUCUUUUUAUCAAUUGUAAUUUACUUGUAAAAAUGUCCAGAAGAUAAGGCGUGCAGGCUGACAUGUAGACCAAGAAAUUCCUGACUCACAUGACUAACCUUCAGUUCAGCUGCUGGUGUGUUUAAUCAAAUGUUAGAGGAGAUAAGGCAACAAUGAAGGUAUUUUUGUUCGGCUUUCCUGAACACAUCUCAGUCUGUCUGCCGCCACUCAAAACUCUUCCGUUUUUUCUUCCUACUGAGAUGCAACAGACUGCAUUUAGUCGCUCUUAUAAAAGUUUAGGAGCUUUGCGUUGAUGGAGACAUCAGUUGUGUAUAAAGUUCCCUUUUUCUUUGGGUCAUAAAAGGCUUUUACGUUGUGUUUUUGAUAUUUAAUCUCGUGAAGCCAGAAUACCAUUUCUGCUUAUGAAAUUCAGCAUUAAAGGUUGGGGAAAAAACUGUUGUUUUUUUUUAGCUACUUAAUAAUUUGAGCACAAAUCAGGAUCAGCUUUUUUGGACAAAUACAGUGGAUAUCCAAACAAUUUAGCGUCUGUUUCUUAUGCUGUCGUGCAAACCAAGCAAGGUAUAGAAUGGUGUAAAAAGGUAAAGACAAAAAAAGAAACCAUGUAAAAAAUAAUGAAGGAAAAUAUAAAGAUAAAUAAAAAUACAGCAGUAGUUGCGGUGACAGUUCUCAUGUUUCUGUUCCAUACUCUUUAAAUGGUCAAGAGUUCAUCAGAGUGAAGGCUCUGGGGAAGAUGCUUUAGGCACUGAUUAUUAUUGAUUGUUUGUUUUUAGUAUGAUUUUUUUCAUUGCACUUUAUUUAUUUAUUUUUACCUCUGUGCUUCAAAAUGUUCAAAUCCUCCCGGCAUUUUCUCAAUAAGUUGAACCCAAAUAAAGGCAGCUUUGUCUUACCUGUUCUGGAUUUAGUAGAAACAACCUAUGCAUGAAUGCACAAGAACACAACAUAUCGUAUUUCUUUCUCAUUGGCCUGUUCUAUGGUUUAGAAUGUGAUCACUAAUUUCUUUUAUUAUUAUUUUUUGUAGUCUUUUUGGUGGGGGGCUGUUGUUUAGAGAUAAAAUGGCUUUUAUCCUUGCCAAAUAACUAAAACUUAUUUUUGAUCAUUUUACAUUUGCGUAAAAAAGCGGAAUCUAAAAUUUUUGAUCAAGAUCUUCCUUUUAACAGAACGCAGGAGAUCGAUCUUUCAGAUGAAGGUGUCAGAGGCUGGAUCGUAGGAAAUCUGUCUCCACAGAUCAGUAGAUGUCCUAAACAAGAAUGCCAGACAGUCGGGUGAUUUGAAGGCAAACGCAGACAUUGUAGUGACGAAAAUAGGAGAUGCUGUUUAUUUACAGACAUGACUAGUCAGUAGAAAAUGAAUGGGCAAAGGUUUGAGUCACAAAAGGGAAGAUAAAGCAGUUAACAUGCAAAACAUGAAUCGAAGGGACAUGAGAGAAAAAAUGCACCUACAGUAUAGUUUACCAGCUAUUAUAACUCACUUCCUACUUGUCUCCUAAAUUCAACAUAAUUUUUACACUCCCUUAAACUGUGAGAGCCACAUAUUUUGGAGUGAGAACUCUCCUGAACAGACGGCUAACCUGAAUUCUGACCGUGACUCAAAGAUGACCAAAGGAGUUUUGGUUUCUCCACAGCAAAGUAACUCACUUGAAACUGGUUCAGGUUCAGCUGCUCCUGAUAAAGACACAAACCUUGCUUUCGCUUUAGCCUCGCUGGAUAUCGGUCUGACGGAUCUGCCCGAACCUCCUCAUUACCAUGUUUCCAACCAAGUUGAACAAGACAAUUCAUCCCACGAAGUAGUAGUUUUCAGGAAGGUAUGAUUUGACUAUUUUUUCUUGAAACUUAUACGAGAGAAGGGCAGAUUUUACAAGGUGUAAAGGUGGUUGUGUCAAACGUCAGGCCUUGGUCAGUGUUCUACAUGUUUUCCAACCUGAUCAAGGUCCUCAGCAGCAGGAAGGACAGGAUUUCUGAAAAACCAGCUUGAUGCCAGUCCUUGAGGCCUGGCGUCUGACACCCCUGCCUUACAGGGGCAUGUGUCCAUCUCUUGUUCAUGCCCUGCGAUGGACUGGGAAACUGUCGAGUGGUGUAGCCCGCCAUCACCCUGAAGUAGCUGGAUAGGCUCCAGCAACCCCAACCAGAAUAAGCAUGUUUACAAAAUGAAUGGAAAGUCUUGUAGAAUGAGGAACAUUCAGAAGAGGCUGCUCCUGCCAUGACAUAGAUGUCACAGUGUGUGGUGGUGAAGGAAGCAAUGAGCCGAAAGGGGAAGCUGUCAAUUAACAGUCUGUCUGUUUUCCAGCGUUGCUCUGGGUGUUCAUUGAGAGAACGAGCUUCCUGCUGAAGCCGACCAUAAGGGGUAAAAUCAUGUGUGGAUAUAUGCUGAGGCUCUUUUUCCUUUUUGUUCUUCUUGUGAUAUUUCCUUUCAGUUGCUAACAUGAGUAAUCCAUAUGACCUUUUUUUUUACAUUAAAAGGAACAUUAGUUGUCUUGGAACAAGAGGUCUAGAUGGGUACAUUUGUGUUUUUUCAAACGAAAACAUUUCUUCAUGAACUUCAGAUCUUUGGGAUGAAGUGGGAGUGGUUCACACCGCUAUUCCUGAAUGAAAAGGUUCCAUUUCAGGGGAUUCCUGUCUUCUGUUAGCAUUCCUUCUUAAAUAGUUUUGAGAAAAUCUUAGUGGAACAGGACCAGGAUUUGACUUUUGACAAUCAACUCCAUCUUUAGUACUGGGCCUGUUUUAUGUCUUUUCAAAAUAAAAUUGUCUCAUCUUUGCAGGACCGGUAUUGUGAGCAUUAUCUCUCUAUCUGCUGUAACGCAGCCUAUUCAUAAAACAGGGUUUUUCAACUAAUUUUGACGCAUAGAAGAUACUUCCACGUUGCUGUUUUUUUUUUCAUUUGUUGUUUUUCAUGUUUUAAUCUUUUUGUAGAUUCCUCCCCCAAUCAGCUUUUGGUGAGAUCCACUCGACUGUUCAGAACAGCUUCCCCCUCUUGUCGGGGCGAUGGCGAAGACAUGGCCGGGCGGCGCCGCCAUGGGAUCCCUGAACACUGUGGACAGUGCAGGGAGCUGUGACAGUGUGAUCAGUGGGAACUCUGGCUGCAGUGACGACAGCAUGGAGCACCUGUCUCCAGAGGAGAGGGCGUGUCUCAUGUUUCUGGAGGAAACCAUUGAAGCGAUGGAGAUGAUGGAAGACAGCGGGAUAUCCAACGAUGAGCCGGAUUUUGGGCCAAAGUUGGAAGACAAUAAUCAGCCGACAGUCAACGGUAUUUCGUGUUUAUCACAAAAGAGUGGAAGUGAUGAAAGUCUAGGUUAUGUUGCAGGCGAUCCUGGUAACACAACAAUGAACCACACAACUCCUGCACUGGAUCAAACCAUUGAGCCCACUCCAGCUUCAGCUAUCACACCGAAGGAUGUUGAAACGGCAGACUUGGAGGUUCAAUCCAGUCCUUCGAUGUCCAGAUCUGCUCCUGAUGCUGCAGCCCAGUUGCCAUUAAGUCAAGCUAAUGCUGUGGGUGCAGCUUCUCAUGAUCCUGGGAAUGGUAUAACUACAGAACCCUGCUCUGCAGACGCCUCUGAACUCGAUUUGGGCAUUAUCCCUCCUCCUUUAGACUUCAUGGAUGAACCAGAACCUCUUCCUCUACCAGAGGAGCUAAAUGAAGUCCCUCCACAAGCAGAAACCCCAACUGAGCCUGAAGCUCCAGCCCCUGCUGACUUGCAGCAGUCGGAGCUAAAAGUCUCCUCAGAGAAACAUUCGUUGAACUCCAUUGAGGUAGAUGGUCCUUCUGUUCCACCUCCACCAGCAGAGGAGGAUUCUGUUCCUCUAAAUCCAUAUCUUGAUGUUCCUGAGCCCAAAGCCCCCCCUGCUGUGGCCCCAAAGCCAAAGAGCAUUCCCGCUAACAUCCUUCUGAGGUCCCACAAGUCCACAGGCACUGGCUCUGAAGCAAACUCCAGCCACUCCACAACCAGCAGGGACAUGCUGAUGGACCCUCAGAAGGUCCGAAUGGAGGCACUUCGAAAACUUGGACUUCUCAAGGGGAGCCAGGAGACAUCGCCCCCUGCUUCUGCCCAUGGAGGGAGCCUAAAAAGCAGAACCUCCCAAGAGGUUCCCCCUCUCAGCCAAGGAGAUCCUCCCCUCAGGUCACCUCCUAGCUCUCAUGUCCACAGCCAGCCUGCAGCCUCCAUGUCCCUCCAUUCUGUGCCACCCGCUGCCGCCCCUGCCAAACUCCUCCCUGCUCCUGAAGCUUUCAGUGACAUAGACGGUCCUCCUCCUCCGGAUAAUGAAGUCCCUAUUGUCAGUGGAGCCUCUGUAAGUCCCCCUCCAGCGCCAAUAAAGCAGCAAACUACACAAAAAAUCAGCCGAUCUGCCACCUUUGAGCAAUGCAGCCUGAGUCCGUGCGCCAGCAUGACCGUUCAAGGUGACAACGCCAAGCUCAGCCCCAAGGAACUGCAUAAAAUGCGGUCCCGCCCCGCUUCCAUGGGGUGUGGGAAGGAUUUAUCCCGCUCCGCAGGAGGGGAGCCCCUGACAGGCCACUCCUUAAGGCAACAGCCGCAUUCUCAGCGGCCUGUCCAAAACACCUUCCAGAACCCCAGAGAGUCGGCCAAGCUGCCUCGGUCGCAGGGGAUCAGUGUUCUGAUCUGCCCUCGUCCAGAGAACGCCGAGGACCGCCGCGAGGCGCUGAAGAAGCUGGGGCUUCUCAGAUACUGAGCCCCCUCCCAGCAACCAAUCACUCCCUCUAAAUACAGAGACUGAACUGGACCAGUCAGGACUGAACCGGGCUUUUAGAGCUUUUUAACCUCAUGGGUUUGUGAUUCUUCAAUUUUACAGCGCAAUCUGAUUGUUUUAUUCAUCAGAAUCAGUCUCUGGUAAUCCAUAACUCCCUGUAUGUAUUGUACAAACAUUUAUGAUGUCUAUAUGAAGAAAGCUGGAAGUAGAGUACUUGUUAAGUAUUAAUUUAAUCCUAUAUUUUUCUUAUUUUGAAUGUGCACUUAUAAUCUACCACCUCAUGCCUUUUGGGAUGCAUAUGUGUUACGUCUGCAUACUUCUCUUUAGUUUCCAGUCUAAAGUGUCACCGUUGUACUCCCUGCACUUUUGUUUUAUUCUAGAUGCCCUUUCUGUCUGUUCCAAGUCUUUCAUAUUUAUUAUAAACAGCACACGGUCAAAAUACAUGCAUCAGAGCUGCAGGUUA
Molecule: messenger RNA, 6394 nt
Organism: Oryzias latipes (Japanese medaka)
Lineage: Eukaryota; Metazoa; Chordata; Actinopteri; Beloniformes; Adrianichthyidae
Source: RefSeq, a predicted model, not a curated record